Musa acuminata AAA Group (dessert banana) is the source of this 3492-nucleotide messenger RNA. RefSeq names its product putative leucine-rich repeat receptor-like serine/threonine-protein kinase At2g24130. The record is from RefSeq and is a predicted model, not a curated record. The transcript has 2 exons. NCBI's taxonomy places the organism in Eukaryota, Viridiplantae, Streptophyta, Magnoliopsida, Zingiberales, Musaceae. Bases 348 to 3332 code for a protein of 994 amino acids. Gene Ontology annotation, molecular function: ATP binding; protein kinase activity; protein binding. Gene Ontology annotation, biological process: protein phosphorylation.
UGGUGGAGAAGCCGCAGCAGGCGGUGUGAUGAUACAAUACAUGAUUAGGUUUCUGAAGGUAAUCGCUGGAACAAGCAGCUCAUCAGGAACUGCAAACAUCCACAUCAUGUCUUCUUUCUUGUCCAAUCACAAGCGCACACCGCAUCCAGAUUCCACUUCCUGUACCUCAUAUCGACAUUCCACCCUCGCAGAUCCGAAAGCUUCCUCAAGGGCCAACUUUUGAUGUCCACUAAGAUCAAUGGAGCAGUCGAUUCCUGCCACCUCCUCAUCGCACUCACUGUGGAGUUCCGCAUGCAGCAUCAUCGCAUAAGAAGUACAACGAGUCAUGGCUGCAGAUAUGUGACAAAAUGGACUGCAUUGUCUUCCCCACCCUUCUUUCUCUCUUCUUCCUUUCUCCUGUUCACCCCUUCCGUCAGAAUGGCACCAUCAGAAUCGACCGAUCCGCACUUCUAGAGUUCAAGAAAGGCAUAGUUGUCGAUCCAGAGAACGCUCUUGGCAGCUGGAGCGAGAAGACUAAUGUUUGCGGGUGGAGUGGCGUGGUUUGUGGCAUGAAUCCUGCACGAGUUGUCAAUAUUGAUCUCAAAGGCAAAUCUUUGGCAGGAGCAGUCUCACCAUUCCUGUCCAAUCUUUCUCGCCUUACCUUGCUUGAACUGUCGGAGAACUCGCUCCAAGGAUCCAUUCCUGCUGAGCUUGGAUCUUUAUCUAAUCUUCAGCUGCUCGGUUUAAGAGGCAACAGCAUACGAGGCACCGUCCCUGAGAGCUUCGGCAUGCUUGCGAAGCUUCGCUAUGUCGACCUCGGCAGCAACCAGCUACAUGGCGACCUCCCUGUUGCUCUCCUAUAUAAUUGCUCACGGUUGAGCUACGUCGACCUUUCCACUAAUCUGUUCACUGGUUUCAUCCCUCCACAGCUGGGAAACCACCUUCCUUGUCUGCAGAACCUCCUGCUCUACUCAAACCAGCUCAUGGGUGGCAUCCCUCGCUCUCUAUCUAACUCCACAGCUCUGGCGGAGAUCGAUGUCGAGAACAAUUCCUUGGGUGGCAUAUUACCCUCGGAGACUUUGGUGAAGCUGUCUUCUCUGAAGAUACUUCACCUCUCCUACAACAAUUUCUCCGGUGACGGUCAGAAUUCCAAUCUCCUUCCCUUCUUCAAUGCCAUUGCGAAUCUGACUCAUCUGGAGGAGCUUGAGCUGGCGGGGAACAACCUGGGAGGUGAAUUGCCUUCAACUAUUGGCCAUCUGAGUGCUAAUCUCUCGGAGAUCGAUCUCCGAGACAAUCUCAUUCAGGGGAUUAUCCCAUCAGAGAUAUCUAACCUUUCCGAAUUGACUUGGCUGGAUCUGUCGAUCAAUCUCUUGCAUGGAAACAUUCCCUUGGAAUUGUUUCUUCUGCCCAAUCUACAAAGGCUUUGGUUGUCUGGCAACUCCCUCUCCGGAGAGAUCCCAACUCCUCCUAAUGAUCCAAGUCAGAUAGGGCUGUUAGACUUAUCGGGAAACAAGCUUUCAGGCUCCAUUCCAACAGCCUUAGCAGAUCUAACUCAACUGAGGAGACUCAUUCUUAGUGAAAACUUGCUGUCGGGAUCGAUACCUUCCAGCCUGGGAAGCACGAAACUGGAGCUCUUAGACCUGUCCUAUAACAGACUCACAGGGACUAUACCAGCUGACGUUGCAGGCUUGAGCUCCAUGGCCAUAUAUUUCAAUCUGUCACAUAACCUAUUACAGGGGGAGCUUCCCACGGAGCUGAGCAAAAUGGACAAGGUUAGGGAAAUCGAUCUGUCGUCGAACGAACUCAGUGGCUUCAUUCCUCCAAGCCUGGGAAGCUGCGAAGUAGUCGAGCUGGUGAAUCUUUCUCGCAAUCAUCUCCAAGGACCAAUCCCGGACUCAAUGGGCAGCCUACUGAACAUACAGUCGCUGGACCUGUCCUUUAAUGGCCUCUCAGGGGAGAUUCCAGCUUCUCUUCAGCACUGCAGCAGCCUCAGGCUACUCGACAUCUCCUUCAACAACUUCACUGGGCCGCUGCCGCAAGCCGGCGUCUUCAACUCCUUGGCACCGCAAUGGAUCGAAGGGAAUCAUUUGUGCGGUUCGCUGCCUGGAAUUCCCAGCUGCCAUCGCAAGAACAGACGCUCGAUCCAUUCGCACAAGGCCCUCGUAUUGCUCGUCAGCAUCGUGGCUGUAUCAGCUUUCCUGGUAACAGUCAUGUGUGCCACAGGUUACAUGGUCGUCAGAAAACUGAUGAGCAGAAGAGAGGACGGGGAUUCAGCAGGGAAUCUUUCUCUGAACCUUUCAUCAAAUUUCCCAAGAAUAACUUACAAAGAUCUCGCUGAGGCCACCGCGGGGUUCGAGACAAGCCGAUUGAUAGGCUCGGGUAGCUUCGGACAUGUCUACAAAGGAGUGCUCGGUGAUGGUAGCUUAGUUGCAAUCAAAGUUCUGCAGCUGCAAACUGGGAACUCCACCAGAAGCUUCAAGAGGGAAUGCCAGGUCCUCAAGAACAUUAGGCACAGGAACCUGAUGAGGAUCAUAACAGCUUGUAGUCUUCCAGAUUUCAAAGCCCUGGUGCUUCCCUUCAUGGCCAAUGGCAGCCUGGAGAGCCAUCUCUACCCGGAAACAGAGAAACCAGACUCCCCGCAGCUGAGCUUACUGGAGCGUGUGAACAUCUGCAGCGACAUUGCUGAGGGCUUAGCUUAUCUGCACCACCAUUCACCGGUAAAGGUCAUCCACUGUGAUCUGAAGCCCAGCAACAUCCUCCUCAACGACGACAUGACCGCCCUGGUAUCCGAUUUCGGCAUUGCGAGGCUGGUCAUGACAGUGGGAGAAGGAAACACGGCAUACGCAUCGACGUCCAACUCGACGGCCAAUAUUCUCUGUGGAUCGAUCGGAUAUGUCGCUCCAGAGUACGGAUACGGCGGGAGCACGUCAACGAAGGGAGAUGUCUACAGCUUCGGGAUCCUGGUGCUGGAGACGGUCACCGGGAAGAGGCCUACCGACGGCAUGUUCGGCAGCGAGGACGGUCUGAGCUUGCAGCGGUGGGUAAAGAGGCAUUACCGCAGUCGACCGGAGGACGUCAUCGACUCGGGUCUGAUGAGGGAGGCGUGCGACCAGAGGCUGGAGGUGAGGAACGUGUGGGAGGUGGCGAUCAUGGAGCUGCUGGAACUGGGCCUCGUCUGCUCCCACGAGAGCCCCGCCGGGCGGCCGACCAUGCUCGACGCCGCCGACGACUUAGACAGGCUGAAACGGUACCUUGGAGGCGACACGACCGUGACGUUCACGUCGUCCCGUGGGAUAAUAGCGUCGUCCAGCAUCGAGAUGUCCUCCUCCAGCAUCACAGCGGAUGACUGGUAGCAUCUCAGUGCUGCUACUGCUGCUCUGCAUCUUCUUCUACUUUGUCCUUCUGGGCAUUUCAAGUAGAACAAGAAAGCAACCAAACGUGGAGAAGCUUAUAGCUUUGCUUGUCAAUUGAGCUUUAUCAAUUAAAACUGAGAGAAAAUUGCAUCGUUUCUUA